This is a messenger RNA of Balaenoptera acutorostrata (minke whale), 5616 nucleotides long. RefSeq names its product netrin G2 (gene NTNG2). NCBI's taxonomy places the organism in Eukaryota, Metazoa, Chordata, Mammalia, Artiodactyla, Balaenopteridae. The coding region runs from base 1586 to 3421 and encodes 611 amino acids. The transcript has 10 exons. The record is from RefSeq and is a predicted model, not a curated record.
GCCGCCCGCUGGGGCCACCCUGGCCGCGGGCCCGCCGGGACGCCCCUGCUCGCAGAGCCCCUCCCCGGGCCGUGGCGCGUCCCCCGAGUCUCGCAGUAUUUCCUUCCUGCACCUUUAAGAAGACCGUUGCUCCGUGGUGGGAUGGUGUGUUAAAGCCACACAGAGGAAGUUACGCAGCCCGGAUCAGACCGAGAGAUAAAAGCCCCGAUGGUGAUCGUGAGUGAUGGCAAGAGGAUUUAGCCUCGGCAUUAACUUGGAGCGGAGUGCAGGGGGGCAGUGAAACGCCCCGCCAUCUGGCCCGCGCCGCGCCGGGGGGAUGCCCCGGCGCCCCGACGAGCAGCCGCGAAGCCCACCCGGGCCGGGGGCUGCCCGGUGCCCGAGCGCGGGUCCCCUCCGAGCCGCCCAGGGGGCCCCAAAAGUUUGCACUUGUUAGCGGCGACCUCCCGCUCGGCCGGGGCGGGCGAUGCGGGCGGCUGGGGCGGGCCCCUCCCCCGGCCCGCGUCUCCGGGACGGCUGCGGGCGGCCCCCCCGGCGGCCGGUGGGCUCCCCAGCCCCGAUCUGACGGCCGCGGCGGCGGCGGCCACGGCGGCAGCGGGAGCAGCGCGGGGAAGGAGCGCCGGCUCGCAGCCCUCGGCCCUCGCCCCACCCAGCGCCAGCCAGACGGGGGAGGCGGAGCGCCGGAGGGUGGCGGUCCUCGGCCUCCCGGGUAUCCGCUCCGGGAAGCUGCUCCGAGCCGGGGUGUUGUUGCUAACGAGCUCUCUCUCCUCCCUUCUUGCAAUGAAAGACAAGCCAGACCCCGGGUACCUGGAUGGCUUGGAAGCUGAAGUCUCAGAAACUUCCUAAUAAGUUGCCGAUGGCUACCGGCCAAGGUCAGCUGGUUCCCAUUAGCGUCUGUCCCCACCAAAGCCGAGCCAAAUAAGCUGCUCCCCAGUUAACACCUCAGUCGCUUUUUUUAUGCUCCAGUCCAGCUGCACAAUUGUUGUCACUUUACGCCCAUAUGAAAAGAAAUCUCUUUUAUUGGCCCAAAAUGCCAAGUCCAAUCCCAUAGAGGGAACGUGUUUGCAGCUAACAGGUACACCUCCUGAUUUUAUUUUAUCUUUACAACGCAGGCCGGAGGGUUGUUUUGCAGUUGUGUUGAGCACAUCACACAUUAAGGGCCCUUUAAAGACCUGGGUUGAUUGGAAGGACAAAAAUUAAAAGCAAUCUGAUCCGGCCUCAUGCCAGAUCCCUGCGGAUUUUCUCCCUAUCCCAUUUCCAUCCACUGUCACAAUUUGAGAGUCUGCCUGAUUUGACCAGAUUCACCUCUGGGAGAGGUGUGAUGCCAAGGUUAGGAGGACGCCAAGUUGUGGGCAACUUCUCGAUCUGCCCAUCAGCAGUCUGAGAAACGCUGGCUCUGAGUUUUCCAUAUCGGCCUCUUGGAAAAAACACGUUCCUCACUGUUUGCAACCUGGCAGAGUCCCUGGGACAUCCGGCCUCCGUCGCCUGGUAGAUGUGGCUUUUCCAUGCUGAGGUUUCGAGUCCCUCCUGACCCAGUCGCCACCUCUCCGGUCCCUCUCUGGGCCUCGCCCCUGGGGACUGCGCCGCCAUGCUGCACCUGCUGGCUCUUUUCCUGCACUGCCUCCCGCUGGCCUCUGGGGACUACGACAUCUGCAAAUCCUGGGUGACCACGGAUGAAGGCCCCUCCUGGGAGUUCUAUGCCUGCCAGCCCAAGGUGAUGCGCCUGAAGGACUAUGUCAAGGUGAAGGUGGAGCCCUCCGGCAUCACGUGCGGAGACCCCCCUGAGAGAUUCUGCUCCCACGAGAACCCCUACCUGUGCAGCAACGAGUGUGACGCCUCCAACCCGGACCUGGCUCACCCGCCCCAGCUCAUGUUCGACAGGGAGGACGAGGGCCUAGCCACCUACUGGCAGAGCGUCACGUGGAGCCGCUACCCCAGCCCGCUGGAGGCCAACAUCACCCUCUCGUGGAACAAGAGCGUGGAGCUGACGGACGACGUGGUGGUGACCUUCGAGUACGGCCGGCCCACCGUCAUGGUCCUGGAGAAGUCGCUGGACAACGGGCGCACGUGGCAGCCCUACCAGUUCUACGCAGAGGACUGCAUGGAGGCCUUCGGCAUGCCCGCCCGCCGGGCGCGCGACCUGUCGGCGUCGGGUGCCCACCGGGUGCUGUGCACGGAGGAGUACUCGCGCUGGGCCGGCUCCAAGAAGGAGAAGCACGUGCGCUUCGAGGUGCGGGACCGCUUCGCCAUCUUCGCCGGCCCCAGCCUGCGCAACAUGGACAACUUGUACACGCGGCUGGAGAGCGCCAAGGGCCUCAAGGAGUUCUUCACCCUCACCGACCUGCGCAUGCGGCUGCUGCGCCCGGCGCUGGGCGGCACGUAUGUGCAGCGGGAGAACCUCUACAAGUACUUCUACGCCAUCUCCAACAUCGAGGUCAUGGGCAGGUGCAAGUGCAACCUGCACGCCAACCUGUGCUCCGUGCGCGAGGGCAGUCUGCAGUGCGAGUGUGAGCACAACACCACCGGCCCGGACUGCGGCAAGUGCAAGAGGAGCUUCCGCACACGGUCCUGGCGGGCUGGCUCCUACCUGCCACUGCCCCACGGCUCUCCCAACGCGUGUGCCGCCGCAGGCUCCGCCGUUGGCAGCAUCAGCAGGUCUCGGAAAGACCCCGUCCCCAAAGCCCCUGUGGCCGCUGUGGCCGUGAGGGGGGACCCCACCACUCCUGCCCCUUCCACAUCCACUGCUUGGGCCCCCAUGGCCCCCAGCACCCCACAGCCCACAGCUGCGGGCACCUCCACUGCUGCCCCCACCCCUGCCAAGGCCUCCAGACUUUUCCAGCUCAGGCCCAAAUCUCCUCAAGUGAUGCCUAUUGAAGAAUUCGAAGACUGCGAGUGCUAUGGCCACUCGAAUCGCUGCAGCUACAUCGACUUCCUGAACGUGGUGACCUGCGUCAGCUGCAAGCACAACACACGAGGCCAACACUGCCAGCACUGCCGCCUGGGCUACUACCGCAACGGCUCCGCGGAGCUGGACGACGAGAACGUGUGCAUUGAGUGUAACUGCAACCAGAUCGGCUCCGUGCACGACCGGUGCAACGAGACCGGCUUCUGCGAGUGCCGCGAGGGCGCGACGGGGCCCAAGUGCGACGACUGCCUCCCCACGCACUACUGGCGCCAGGGCUGCUACCCCAACGUGUGCGACGACGACCAGCUGCUGUGCCAGAACGGCGGCACCUGCGUGCAGAACCAGCGCUGCGCCUGCCCGCGCGGCUACACCGGCCUGCGCUGCGAGCAGCCCCGCUGCGACCCCGCCGCCGCCGACGGCGGCCUGGACUGCGACCGCGCGCCCGGGGCCGCCCCGUGCCCCGCCACGCUGCUCGGCUGCCUGCUGCUGCUGCGGCUGGCCACCUGCCUGGACUGCUGAGCCCCGCGGAGGACCCCCGGCCAGGGGGGGAGGCCGGACCGUGCGCCCCGCCGAGCCCUACGCCCCGCGCCCGGCGAGCCGGGAGCCCGGGGGCCGGCGUCGGAGGCCCGGCGGCCAGAAGGGUGCGGCCCGAGCUGCUCCCAGGUGCUACUCAGCAGAGUCCUCCCGCCCCAUCCCCCCCGAAGUGGCACCUGCCCCCGCCCCGGCGCCGCAGCAGGGGAUGCUGUGUGGUCGCGGCCCCAGCGGCCCGCGAUUUCGGUCUUAGUUUUUCUUUUAUAUUACCCACCGCCCCUUUCCUUUUUUUUUUUUUUUUUUUUUUUUUGCGGGCGGUGAGACAGGGGGGUGGGAGAAGCGCUGCUCAUCCCAACAGCCCCAGGUCCUGCCUCCUGCCUCCCUCUCCCCCCACCACACACACGACUGUUGCAGACACCCCCUGCGCCUGUCCCUGGCUCACCAUCAGCCAGCGGACCCGAAAAUCCAGUUGCCUCCACCUCUAGUCACUGACUUGAUUCUCUUUUCUAUUCUUUGUUUUCCCUUACAACCCACCAGACCCCAGGCCUUUCCAGAGGCCUGGUGACCAAGGAGCUCGCUGUCUGGGGGAAGGGAGUUAGGAAGGAGGGUUGGGAGGGCUGGAAACUUCCUUUUGUAGAGAACUAUUUUUGUUUGUAUUAACCGCCCCUAUAAGGAGGGACAAGAGCGGGGACGCUGGACACCACGGGGGUGGUUGAUGGUGUAUAAUCUGACAGUAAAGAAUCUGCUCACUGCUGUCUCCAGGGCCUGUUUUCUUUCUGUUCUUUUUUACCCAGCAAGUGUGGGAGUUAAAGGGGAGCCCACAAAAUAGCCUUAAAGAAGCAAUUUCACGCUCAAGGCCAUCCCUUCCCCAGGCCCUUCUGUGAAUGACAGGCAGGCAUAGCCAGUGCAGCUCUCUCACCAUGUGGCCAGGCCUGGCCCUGCAGUGACCUACAAUGUUCCCCAAACUUGGGAGGUUAUCUCCCUCCUUCCCCUCCCCCCAAAAAAUCCAGAGCUUAUUGGCACUUUGCCUUGGUUGUCCUCAAAUUUAAAAGCAUGUGGUGGACAUUGAUACCCUUGCUGAAAAGUGCAAGGCAAGCGACUGGCAGAGCCGUCUACCAGGGCUCGACUCUGAUGCUCCUGUUUAUAAACCAGGAUGGGGGUGUCCUAUCAGGCCUGCUGGACCCCAGCCUCAGGCCCAUUGUCUGCUGCUGCCACCGCCUUCCAGAGCCCCCUGGUGGUCACAUGCCAAGGUGGGCACAGGCUGGUGGAGGCGGCAACGCAAAGACCCACAGCCGACCACCCUCUCCUCUCUCCUUCCUCUUUCCCUCCAGAGCACCAGGAAGGGGAUGGCAGAGGGGACCAGGGGCAGUGUGGGAAUUGUGAAAGGGAGCUCCAAAGAAAGGGGUGCAUCAGCUUAGCCUUGUGCUUCUGGGGUGCCCGUGGGUCUCUCUGGCCCUUGGGAGUUGGAUUUCCCUGCUGUCUCUCAAGAAGAUCCAGAUUUCCCUGCCCACCUGCUUAUUUCCCAGCAGCCCCGGAAGAUUCCCAGCCCACGGAUCAGGUUCUGGUCCCUUGUUGCUCCUACAGCCGUCCCCUGCCCCCCCCCGCCCCCUCCCCCCACCCCCACCCCCUGAAGUUACCCUCUGGCUGCAGCCGCUCUUUCCAGGCUGGGAAGUUUAAAACUGCGUUCCUCCUGCAAGUCCCCAAAGCAAGGCUCAGACGGAGUUUAACAAAAGUUGAGGAUGACAAGAGAUUACAACAUGGCUACAGGUGGAUAUAAAAUAUGCUUAGAGCCUCUCCGGGUCAAACACUGACCCCUCCUGGCCUCCAGAUCUCCCUCUGCUCCUAACCCCAAGAAAGUGCCUUCUUUCAGCUCCGCCCCUGCCCCUGCCCCGUGGCCUCAGUGGCUAAAAGAGAACAUCCCUGGGGUCCUCGUGGACGGGAGGGGCCAUGUGACACAGCUCUGGCCAAUGGGCUAUAAGCAGGAGUGAUGGGCGGGGCCUCCAGAAAGCUCCUUAGAAGCCUCUCCUCCCCUCACUCCCCACCCAGCCUCAGCUGGCCAAGUUUGGGGCCCUGGCGUUUCUCUCUUACCCCCUCUCCCCAUGCUCUGGCGGCAUGGGGUGGGAGAGCCACCCCCUCAGGAUGGUGGAGCUGAGAGGGUGGAAGUUGGUUUUCUGAGGACCUAG